Molecule: messenger RNA, 4932 nt
Organism: Zerene cesonia (dogface butterfly)
Lineage: Eukaryota; Metazoa; Arthropoda; Insecta; Lepidoptera; Pieridae
Gene: Oseg6
Product: WD repeat-containing protein 19
Exons: 22
Coding region: 123-4238 (1371 amino acids)
Biological process (GO): cilium assembly; intraciliary retrograde transport
Cellular component (GO): intraciliary transport particle A; cilium
Molecular function (GO): protein binding
Source: RefSeq, a predicted model, not a curated record
GCUGAAGCUUGAAGGCAAGAAAAUAAGAAAUCUGUCUCGGUCGCCUAGCAACACAAUAAAAAUAAACAAACUGAAAAUGUUAAAUCUUUACUUAAUGUGAAAUAAAAAGGAACAUUUUUAAUAUGUCUGGGCCUAAACUAUUGUAUACAAUAGAGCAGCCACAUGGGUUGGGCGAGCUAUAUUUCAUGUGGCAGAAGGGUGAGGCUGGAUCCUUGCUUGCCACCACUGGGACGGAUGCCACAGUUGCGAUCCACGACCGAUCUGGUCAGCUUUUGGAAAGAAUUAAAUUACCCGGAUUAUGUGCUGGCAUGGAGUGGGACAAUGAUGGUGAUUAUCUUGCCAUGAUAACACCAAACAGCAACUCAGUUUUUCUAUGGGAAUGCCAUGCCAAUAAGAAAAUAAAUAUUGACACAGGUCUGAGAGAGCCACCUUCAUGUUUGGCUUGGUCUUACGGAGAACCACUAUUAGCAGUUGGUACUCAAAAAGGAAAUUUAGCACUGUAUCAUCAUCAUACCACUAAGAGAAUACCCAUAAUAGGGAAGCACAGCAAGAAAAUAACAUGUGCUGCUUGGAACAGAGACAGUAUACUUGUCCUUGGAUCAGAUGAUAAGAGUUUAUCAAUCAACAACUCGGAUGGAGACACCCUCAGGGUAAUCACUCUGAGAGACAUACCAAAUGAUCUACAAUUUUCAGAGAUGAAGACAGAUGAAAGAGUUGCUGGCGAAAAUACUAUAAGUCUCAUUGUUGGCAAACGAACACUAUACCUGUACAACUUGUUAAAUCCUGAAAAUCCUAUAGAGCUUGCCUUUCAACAGCGAUAUGGUUCGAUUAUCUCAUACAAGUGGUAUGGAGAUGGGUAUAUUCUGAUAGGGUUUAGUGCUGGAUUUGUGAUUGCAAUAUCCACACACAUAAAGGAAGUGGGGGAAGAGUUAUUUCAAGUUAAGAAUCAUAAGGACAGUUUGACGGAUGUUGCUAUAUUCAAUGGCCAAGCAGCAUCUUGUGGUGAUGGGCAGCUAAAGCUAAUCUCCGUGUGGAACAAUGGAGAAGUCUGCGGCUCGGUGACUCCGUCUGGCGGGGCGGAGCGAUGUGCGUGGAGCGCGGACGGGCGCCUGCUCGCCGCAGCGGGUCGAGCGUACUUGAACGUGUACGUGACUGCGCUGCCGCCGCUGUACGCUGCGUACGGAACCCGGGUGCUGACGCUGACCAACCUCGCCGAGGUCACCGUGUAUCAGUGUAUUGCGGUGGGCGAUGAACCGGAACCGGUUAACAGAGCGGAACCAGCAGCCCUCGCGACGUACGCGCUGACAGUGGAGCCGACGUGGAUCGCGCUGGGCGCGGCGCACGUGUGCUGCGCGAGCGGCGCCCACGCGUGGUUCUACCCGCUGGGCGGCGGCGCGCCGCUGCGCCGCCAGUACCCCGCGCCCGCGGACGCGCUGCGCGUGGCCGGCCGGUACGCCGCCGCGCUCUUCCAGGGGCGGGCCAUGCUGCAUUCCAUUGAACCACCGGACCCUUCAGAACCAGAGAAAGAAGCUAUGUUGUUUCCAGAACCGCACAUGGCUAAUGCUAAAAUAGUCGAUAUUCAUCUCACGAGCGAUUUCUUUAUUUUUGUUACGGAUGAGGGCGACAUCGAGUACAUCGGGCUGGAAGAGUGGCGGCGCUGCGUGCGCUACAAGCACUCGUGCGGCGUGCUGGCGCUGCACGCCGACAUCAGCGGCGCGCGCGCCCUGCUGCUGGACGCGCGGCGCCGCGCGCACGUGUACUGGCCCGCCGCGGGCGAGCUGUGCGCCGUGCCGCCGGUCAGCUGCAAGAGCGUGGUGUGGGACAUCUGCCUGUCGGACCGCAACGUGUUCGGCGUGCACACGGGCGCGGCGCUGAGCACGUUCCACUUCGCGCCGCACUCCACGCGCGGCGCGCACGUGCAGCUCGUGGCCAGCACGCCGCUGCAGCCCGACCACGUGCCGCUCAUACUCUUCUCCGGCGACGUCUACUGCUAUGCGAGCGGUGGCAACGUAAUAAAAGUUGCCCUCGACUCGCACAACACGAGCGGGCUGGCGGAGCCGGACACGGAGAAGCGCGUCGCGAACCAAAAGCGGCACAUCGGCAAGCUGCUGCUGCUGCGGCGCUUCGCCGAGGCGUGGCUCUUCUGCGACGCGGUGGACGAGCCCGCCGUGUGGCGCGCCCUGGGGGAGGCCGCCAUCGCCGACCUCAAUGUGGACUUUGCAAUCAGAGUGUACACAAGACUGAACGAUGUAGCUAUGGUUUGGGCUCUGGAAGACGCUUCACACGUAGAAGAGUUACCCAUUUUGUGUGGGUUACUCUGCGCGUGCCUAGACAAGGGCGACGCCGCGUUGCGCUGGCUGGAGGGGAGCGCGGGGGGGCGGUACGCGCUGGAGCUGCAGGCGGCGCGCGGCGAGUGGGCCCGCGCGGCGCAGCUAGCGCGCACGGCGUGCCCCGCCGCUGCGCCCUACCUCACGCUGCACCACGCGGCGCAUCUGGACCUCACAGCUAAUUAUCACGACGCACUUGCGACUUACGAGAAAAGCAUAAUAAAUGAAAACCUAGAUGACGUAAAAGUUAAAGAACACAAUGCAAAAUGUGAAGCUGGCAUCGCUCGGAUGUCCAUUAGAUGUGGUGAUAUAAUGCGCGGUGUCACAACUGCAAUGAAAUACUCUCAUGAUGUGAAUCUGCUUAAAGAUUGCGCUAUGUUACUUGAAGAAGAAAAACAGUACAGUCACGCGGCUGCCCUGUAUGAUCACGCAGGAAAUACGGAAAAGGCGGCAUCACUGUAUAUAAAACUUAAAUCUUGGUUGAAAGUUGAAGCGCUCAUACCUAAAAUCAAUUCGCCGAGCAUUCACUUGCAAUAUGCCAGAGCUAAGGAAGCAGAAGGACGAUACGCCGAUGCUCUCAAAUCUUAUUUGAAAGCCCAAGACUAUGAAUCAGCUAUACGUCUCAAUUUAGACAAGCUUGACGAUAUAGACGAAGCUGUUAGUUUGGUUCAAGAAUCUAAAUCAAUUCAGGGAGCCAAAAUGGUUGCAAAUUAUUUCCAAAACAGCGAUGAUCCCACAUCGGCAAUAAAAUUCCUGGUCAUGUCUUUAUGUUAUGACGAAGCAUUUCAAUUGGCUAGAAAAAAUGGAAAAUUGCAAUUAUAUGGAGAAAUUUUAAUCCAGACAUCGCAAGCGAGACCUGAGGAUUUCAAAAGCCUAGCCAUACAUUUCGAAGGGGAGAAGAAUCACCUGUUGGCUGGGAAGUUCUAUUUCCAUGCCGGAGAAUACAACAAAGCGAUGUCUCAUUUAUUGAAAGUUGGUGGCUCUGAAGACGAGGAAAAUGAAGCUAUUACAAUUGCUAUCGAUACAGCUGCAGCAAGUGAUGACGAAAGACUGACAAGAAGGUUGAUCGAAUUUCUGCUAGGAGAGACAGAUGGCAAUCCGCGAGAUCCACGACAUUUGUUCCGUUUGUAUAUGGCUAAGAAACAAUUUACGGAAGCGGCUAAAACUGCUGUGAUAAUCACGGCGGGCUCGUGCGAGGCGGGGCGCUACCGCGAGGCGCGCGCGGUGGCGCGCGGGCUGGCCGGCGCCCUGCGCGCGCGCGCCCUGCCCGCGCCCCGCGACCUGCGCCGCGCCCUCGCCCUGCUGCACUCCUACAUACUGGUACGAACACACGUGAGGAGAGGGCGUCACGACUUGGCCGCUAGGCUGCUGUUGCGGAUUGCUGCUGAAGUUUCCUUUUUCCCCACGCAACAACACCAAGUCUCAAUCUUAACAUCGACGGUGAUCGAGUGCGUGCGCGCCGGCCUCAAGGCGGACGCGCACCACUGGGCGCGCGUGCUCAUGCAGCCGCAAUACAGGGAUCAGAUAGACCCCAAGUACUCCAAGAAGAUCGAAUGGGUGGUCCGGCACCCGCCGCGCGCGGGGGCGCCGGGUGCGCCGCUGGUGCCGCACGUGCCGCUGGAGCCGCACGCGCCGCCGUGCCCGCAGUGCGGCGCGCCGCUGGCGGCCGCCGAGCUGCACUGCGCGCGCUGCGAGGCGGACGUGCCCUUCUGCUUGGCGACCGGUCUUCACAUUGUCAAAGAUGAUCUCACAGCAUGUCCGGAAUGCGACUUUCCAGCUAUCUUAAGUGAAUUCACUGAAAUCCUGCGUGAAGAAGGCAAGUGCCCGAUGUGCGAAGAGACCGUGGAUUAUCGGCGUUUGGUGAAAAUUGAUGACGUCACUCUUUAUUUAGAUCUUAAUACUGGAGAAUAGAAUACUAUAUGAGAGACGUUAGAAUUAAGCAGACUCCAUAAAAUUAUUUUCGUACCAACUGUAGGAUGCUAGUUUAUUUCCUUUAUCGGGAAAUAUAAGACAAAGUAAAUGUAACUUUCGAGUUAGUUAUUUCUAUAUUUUAUCUUUAGAAACACCGCCGAAACUUUUAAAAUAUGCAUACUAUGGCACACUUUAAUAUUAAGGUGAAUUGCUUUGAGAAAAGCAUUGACAUUGACAGUCAUACUAAAAACAACUUGACUCAAAAUCAAAACUUCCGAAGCAAAUCUCUGCCUAUGCGUGUAUUAAGGAGACUUCUAAUGAGCGAUACAAUCCAAUAUACUUUCAACAUUACUGCCCCGAAAUAAGGUUUUAAUUUCAAUGCAUUUUUUAAACAACGACUCGGCUAGUGGAGUAUUUUUUUAUUUCCUUUUUAUAGGUGACAGUGAGUCUAAUAGGUUAAUAGAGUCAAAAACAUCAUGUAUGAAUGAAAAAUCGACGUAUAAAUACGACUGUGUUAAAGAAAGUAUUAAAAUAGUUCUAAUAAAUGGUAUGAAGGUACUGUGAUCUUACAUCCGUCCAAUUUUAGCCUCAAUUUUGUCGUUGAGGCUCUAAAUUUUUACAUUCCGUAAGAUUUUAGAAUUGUCAGUUAAUUAGUGUAAGCUUUAUUUUGUACUAAAUGAAAUUUUGAAAUUAA